Morus notabilis is the source of this 2602-nucleotide messenger RNA. Its product is annotated as disease resistance protein RPM1-like. Lineage: Eukaryota; Viridiplantae; Streptophyta; Magnoliopsida; Rosales; Moraceae. The record is from RefSeq and is a predicted model, not a curated record. Gene Ontology annotation, biological process: defense response to other organism. The transcript has 2 exons. Gene Ontology annotation, molecular function: ADP binding. Bases 122 to 2344 code for a protein of 740 amino acids.
CACAACUAAUAAUGAAGCACGUGACCCUCGCCUCGGAUCCCUUUUCCUGGAGGAAGAUGAAAUUGUUGGUAUUAAUGGUGCAACCGAGGAACUUAUAGGAAGGUUGACUGGAGGACUGUCCAUGCGCUCAGUGACUUCGUUGGUAGGUCAAGGGGGAAUUGGUAAGACAACUCUUGCUAGGAAAGUCUACAAUGAUGAAGUUGUGAAAGCUCACUUUGAUUGUCGUGCUUGGAUCACGGUAUCUCAGUCAUACGAUAUGCAGAAGCUUUUGAGGAUCCUAGCAAGGCAGAUAUGUACUGCAGGGGAGAGAAUUGAGGAAGAUUGUUCAGAGGAAGAGUUAAUUGGUCUAUUGAGGCAGCAUCUGCAAACAAAGAGGUACAUGAUUGUUUUUGAUGAUGUAUGGCAGAAAGAGUUUUGGAAAGAUAUAAAACAUGCUUUGCCAAAUAAAGAUAAAGGCAGUAGGAUAAUUAUCACAACACGUAAUUUCACCGUGGCUAGUUUUUGUCGUGAAAACCCUUGUGAUCUUGUCCAUGAGGUACAAACUUGGUCCUCAGAAAUGGCUUGGCAAUUAUUUUGCAAGAAGGCAUUUCGAAGUGAUGAGUUUGCAGGGCGUUGUCCCCAAGAGUUGGAGCAAUUGUCUCGUGAGAUUGUUAGCAAAUGCCUAGGCUUGCCACUUGUCAUUUCGACCAUAGCUGGUCUUUUGUCAACCAAAGAAAGAGUCGAUUCCGAAUGGAGAAAGGUGCUUAACAAUAUUAGUUCAGAGUAUCAAAGAACUGAUAUUACGAAAAUUCUCUCCCUAAGUUAUCUAGAUCUACCUUACCACCUUAAGACUUGCUUCUUAUAUUUUAGCAUCUUUGGUGAAGACCAUAAGAUUUCUGAAAGUACAUUGUAUAAACUAUGGUCUGCUGAAGGUUUUGUUAAAGCAAGAAGAAACAAAACAAUGGAAGACGUAGCCGAAGAAUACUUAAAUGAGCUCAUCCAAAGAAACUUGGUUUUGUUUGAAAUAGAAUUUGGUGUUGAAAGAGUAUGUAAAGUCCAUGAUCUGAUGCACGAUAUCAUCUUAACUAGAGCAGGUGAAUUGUGCUUUUCUCAAACUAUAAAAAAAAGUAACCUCAAUCUUGUAGAAAACAGUUACCGCCUCUCAAUUCAUGAUACUACAGAAAAUGUCUUGGAAAGAGUUAUGGAUUCCAGCAUUCGGUCGGUUUUUCUGUUUGACGUCAAGGAAUGCACAAGGUCGUUCAUGAUUAAUUUAGUUGAAAAUUUUAAACUUUUGGAAGUGUUAGAUUUUGCUGAGGUGCCUCUUGAUGAUCUCCCAAAAGAAGUGGGGAAGUUGUUCCACUUGAAAUACUUGUGUUUAUCAGGUACAAGGGUGAAAGUUCUUCCCAAAUCUAUUGGUAAGCUGCACAAUCUACAGACAUUGGAUGCUAGGAACACCUUAGUGACGGCGCUACCGAUCGAGAUUACUAAACUAAGGAAUUUGCGACACCUUCGCAUUUAUUCAAUUGGUAAGAAUAGCCAUUCAGGUUUGAAUACAUAUUGCGGUGUGAAGAUACAUGAAGGAAUUGGAAUGUUGGAGGAGUUGCAAACACUAGAGAAGGUGGAAGCAUAUCCUGAUGGAGUUGGUUUUGUCAAAGAGCUGCAGAAGCUUAGGAAAUUGAAACGUUUGGAUAUUUUAAAGGUGACAGCAGAAAUGGGGGAGCCUUUGGGAGUUGUCCUUGAGAAAUUGAACCACCUUGAGAGGUUAAUUUUGACAUCAAUCAACGAGGAUGAAGUUAUAAAUUUAAAAUGCAUUUCAUCGCCUCCUCCUUUUUUGCGUUAUCUCCAAUUGAAUUGUCGUCUAGAACAAUUGCCAAAUUGGGUUUCGGAACUUCAUAAUCUACAAGGAUUGUCAUUAAGUUACUCAAGGUUUAUCGACGAUCCAAUGAAAUGCCUCCAAGCGUUGCCCAAUUUAUCAUACCUUCGCAUGACAUAUGAUGGAGAGGAAUUGCAUUUCCAGAAAGGUGGUUUUCAAAAACUCAAGCAACUUAAGUUUAACAAGUUGACAGGAUUAAAGGUGGUUAAAAUAGACGUAGGAGCACUGCCUCUUCUUGAAGAGUUUCACUUUGGGCGUUGUGCACUAAUGAAGGAGAUGCCUUCCGAUAUUCAACACCUUUCAAACCUCAAAUCUUUCUCUAUUCAUGACAUGCCAAGGGAAUUUGUGGUUCGUUUGCAACCAGAUGGAGGCAUUGAUUACUGGAAAAUUCAGCAUGUGCCUUCCGUCACCUUCCAUUAUUACAAUCGUGGAUACUACAAGCUUGGUAGCUCUGACUUGAUACAACAUCUGCAGCGGCAACAUCUGACUUGAUCAACAAUGUCGAGUUUCGAAGCUCAUACUUCUCUUCCUGGAACUGUGCGAAAGGAGCCUGAAACAUUGCUCAUGAACAAGGCAGGGGAGUUUUCUGUUCUUUUCAGUAAAUGUGUGGACUUUGGAAAUUAAUUAUUUUCAGUUUGAUGUUGUCAUGAAUAUGAACUCCUAUUUUUCUUUUAUUUUGGUAUGCAUUGCUAAUAAUAAGAUACAAGGGAGAUGAUUUCUCUAUACUCUUUAGUGAUCAAGUCAUUGAAU